AUGACGAUCACCUACAGUCAGCAUGUGGCCACCGGGGGGACAGGGCACUUUUUGGCUCUGUUGCUGUGGUGGAAGGGAAGCAUAUACCGGCUGCUGUACAAAGAAUUCAUCAUCUACAUGGUUCUCUACUUCGCCAUCAGCCUGUUGUACCGUUUCGGAUUGAACGAAGGAGGCAGAGACUGCCACCGAAAGAACGACGUGAAGACACAAGACUGGCAAACGUUCUUCCUGCCGUACUUCUGUUCCGGGGCCGACUGUCAACCCCUAGAGCCCAUGCCGUUCGAGCGGUAG
Messenger RNA from Soboliphyme baturini, 291 nucleotides. The record is from the annotation of a GenBank genome assembly. Lineage: Eukaryota; Metazoa; Nematoda; Enoplea; Dioctophymatida; Soboliphymatidae.